GUUACACGCAGUCCGAGUGAUUUUUGGUGAAAAAUGCAUUAAAAAGCAAUGGAAACGCCGCAAAGUAGUGACGAAAGUGCCUCGCCCUCGCUCCAAAUGGACGACGCGUUGGUAUUUUUGGUGACAGCUGACAUGAAACGGAUCAAAUGCAACAAAAGACCUCUCGUCGAAGCAAGUCCCUUCUUCGAAAACAUCUUUUCCUUCAUCGCAGACAUGGAAGAAGCCGAAACCGCAUCAAUUUUGCCCCUCAUCUACUUGGACUUUCACAGCAAGGACAUCGAACACAUCAUCGAGUUUCUCUUUUGUGACGAAAUUACGUUUGACUCGGAAACCGAUAUUGAGGCACUGCGAAUUGUCAACAAACGUCUCGAAGUUGCCGGUCUCGAUGACUAUUUGGCAGAAAAUGCCUCGGAAACGGAAGAAAAUGACGAAAUUAGUGAAUCAGCGGAGGAAAAUCCCGUCGAAGAGGAAGUUAAUAUGCAAUCGCCGUUAGAUAAGCGCAUCGAACAUGUCUUGAAGCACUAUCGGCAACAAAAUACGUGGAAAGACAUUAAAUCGACGAAAAAUAUUUUAUCCACGAACGAACGAUCGCUUUUGUUCAAAAUUCAAACGGGAAUUGUAGAAAAGGCUUUUGAUGGACAGAUUUUUCAUAUGAUGUUGACCCAUAAAGGCGUUACUUAUGAAAGUAAGGGCAAGAGCAAACAAGCAGCGACGGAUGAUAUAAUUUUGCAGUUUUUUCGCAAAAAUUACGGGAAAACGAACCAAAAAUCACAAAAUGAGAAGAAAGCUGUUGAAGUUACUCAACCUUCAGUGACAGUGCAGAAGCAAAAAGUGGUGAAAGAAGAUCCCGUUGCUGUCGUCAAACCUCCGGGCCCAGUAAAGCCGUUUCCAUAUUGCAGCUUUUUUGAUCGUGUUGAGAUUAUCUUGCGCGAAAUUAAAUGUUUUGAUUUUCUUGAUAUCCAUCUCAACAGUGGCAAACCUCCGUUACUCACACCAGAGGAAGUUACACAAAUCCGCUUCAUCUUACAAAAUUCCUUCACAACAGCGACUCCAAUCCCAGUUUAUCCAUUUUUCCGAGUCUCCGUUCUAUGCGACAACAUGGAAUUUUUCGGAAACGGCCAAUCUCUCAACGAAGCUCGGAACAACGUCGUGCUCGCAGUAGUGAACCACAUCACAAACAAAUCGCUCAAAGUCGACAAAAUCCCGAAACUUUACCCCUUGGGAGUGCCGUGGAAGGAAAAAGUCAAAGAAUUGGCACGCAUGGCAUCGGCUCAGGACAUCUCAACCGACUCCAUUCCGAUUCCCGUGGUUUUCCAACAUCUCGGAUUGUCGUUCUUGCUGAGUGCCGUGGAUCCCCUCACAGAUAACGACGAAGAAAUUUGCCGAAUUCGCGAUUUGACGGCACGUUACGCGAUUUUCAAGAUGUUCAAGUCGGCGUUCGAAGUGGAUAUUUUUGAUGGAAACGAUCGUUAA
Molecule: messenger RNA, 1473 nt
Organism: Culicoides brevitarsis
Lineage: Eukaryota; Metazoa; Arthropoda; Insecta; Diptera; Ceratopogonidae
Exons: 4
Coding region: 49-1473 (474 amino acids)
Molecular function (GO): protein binding
Source: RefSeq, a predicted model, not a curated record